Paramecium tetraurelia is the source of this 177-nucleotide messenger RNA. RefSeq lists its product as uncharacterized. The transcript has a single exon. Lineage: Eukaryota; Ciliophora; Oligohymenophorea; Peniculida; Parameciidae. The record is from RefSeq and is a predicted model, not a curated record.
AUGAAUAAUAAUAAUUUCAUAAAGGAGUAGGAUGACUUAAAUUAGCAAAGUAAACAAAUUUAAACAUUAGGUUUGUUUGAAGAUCCCCCAGUUGAUUCCGUAGACACUGAAUUUGAAAAAGAAGAUGCCUUGACUACUUGUUAGAGUGUAGAAGAAGGAUCCCUAAGUUCCGACUGA